AUGUCUGAAAUAGAGCAGCUUAUUAAAUAAAAGGAGGAAAUAGAAACUUGUUAGACUACUCUUAAAAUUUGGUGUUCUUUGAAAAAGAAUUUAUCCUCCAAAUUUAAGAAUCCUUCUGAAGCCUUCAAGGCUUUAAAAAAAGAAGGAAAAGAAACAUUAUCAAUUGAAGAUUUUGCAGAUUAUUCCAAAGGAUUAGACUUAACAAAUGUAUUCAAAGAUACAACCCUUAAUGAGGAUAACUUUGUCAAAUGUUGGGAACAAUGGGAAUAUUAAGCAAAAUAAAAUGAGCAUAAGUUAUAAAUGAUUGAAGAGAAACUAGAAUUAUUAAGUAUUUUGGAACAAAAAGAUAAAGAGGGAAUUAAAUAAUUAGAAGCCUAAAAGAACAAAAAAAUAUUAAACAUUAUCCAAAAUUGUGAUAAUUUAGAAUAACUAUAAGAGAAAUUGGAUACUUUAGUUUAAGGAACUCAACAGUAAUAAAAAGAGAAAACUGAUGUAAUCUAAAAUGAAUCUGAAUGUUUCAAUAAGAUUUUACAAAAGAAGUCUGAAAUAAAGGCACCUGAAUUAUAGAUAAACAAAUUGUAAUAAAAAUAAAGUGCUGAAGGAUCUGAAAACAGCCAAAUCUCAAAUAAGAAGAAAUAAGUAAGUUAUUUAGACGGUUCCACUAAUGCCUUAUAAAAAAGCAAAAUAAAUAUAAAUGUAUCCAGUUCCCAAUUACAAACUAGUAGAUUGACUGCAGCUAAUUAAAAUAAAUAAUCCUUUAUAAAUGAGUCUUAAGUCUAGAUAUCACCUACCAAAGGAUAGUAGUUCCUAAAGAAUCCACCAGUUACAUAAUAGUAGUAAUUCAAGAGUAGUCCAAAUGAAGAGAGGGAAAGUGAAAGAAGAUCUCACAAAUCUAAUAGAAUGAGAGGAGAUUUGUAAUCAUAUAUUUCAGAUCUAUUUUAAAAUGAGAGAGAAUAAUCAUUAAGAUAAGAACCAAGACAUACUAGAGAUUAUGAUCGACCAUCAUAUUCUAGUGAUCAAAGAGGACUCUCUGGUUUCCCAAAUUAUAGAAAAUAUUUCAAAAACUAGUAAUCACAAAGAGAACCUUAGUAAUUAGAACCUGAAUCUACUAAUAUAUCCAAAAGACUAUAAAAUAUUAGAUAUAAAUUGGAUGACUUUUAGAACCAAAAGCUUACCUAAUAUAGAUCAAAACCCUAAACUAAAGGACUUUAGGAUUGGAGUCCAGAGAAACCCAUAAGACUCUCUCAGCAAAAACCUACUUAAGGAAGUAGGAAAUCUAGUCCAUAAUACACCCCAGGAAAUACACAUAGACUGAAUCUUGAUAAACUGAGAUAAGAAAAACAAGGUUCUGGAAAAUAACAAUAACAAAAUGAAUCUGAGUCAGGUUUUUUGAGCAUGGAAUAAUUGAAUUAAACGUUAAAAGGAGAUUCAUAGGCUAAUGCCUGA
Messenger RNA from Paramecium tetraurelia, 1446 nucleotides. RefSeq lists its product as uncharacterized. The transcript is spliced from 3 exons. The record is from RefSeq and is a predicted model, not a curated record. NCBI's taxonomy places the organism in Eukaryota, Ciliophora, Oligohymenophorea, Peniculida, Parameciidae.